Messenger RNA from Penaeus chinensis, 1019 nucleotides. RefSeq names its product mitochondrial mRNA pseudouridine synthase Trub2-like. Gene Ontology annotation, molecular function: pseudouridine synthase activity; RNA binding. The transcript is spliced from 6 exons. The record is from RefSeq and is a predicted model, not a curated record. Gene Ontology annotation, biological process: pseudouridine synthesis; RNA processing. The coding region runs from base 1 to 939 and encodes 312 amino acids. NCBI's taxonomy places the organism in Eukaryota, Metazoa, Arthropoda, Malacostraca, Decapoda, Penaeidae.
AUGCUUAAAGUUAUCAGGUAUGCACCUGAAGCAUGGAAUAUGCUUCAGGGUGUAUUUUGUGUAUACAAACCUGCAGAUAUGACCAUGAAUCACCUGAGAAAAGUGGUGAUUGGUAACCUUACCCGUGAUCUCAAUUUACUAAAGACUCGUCCAGCCACACCUAUAGUUGCCAUUGAAGGCAGUGUUACAGAGAAGUUGGUUGUGAAAUUGAAGGAGAAUUAUGCUGAUCACCCAUUAGUUCUUGGUCCAAGAUACCAACCAAAGGAUAUUAAACUAACAUGGGCCCAUCAGUUAGAUAAAAAUAUCUCAGGAGUUUGCAUUUUGGGUGUGAAUAGUGGCACAAAAGGUACACACAAAGUAAGGGAGUCACAGUUGAUCCGUUCUUACGUGGUUUCGGGCCAGUUUGGACGAACAACUGACACGCUCUUUAUUCAUGGCAAAGUUAUAGGGAAGUCAACAUACAAGCAUAUAACAAGAGGACGCUUGAUGCGAACAUUAAUGACCAUACAGGCUGGUCAUCAGAGGAGUUCACUUAAUUUUUUGGGUCUUGACCCACAGUCUCAGGAAGCAUAUGAAGCUCUCUCAGCUGAGGGCCUUGUAAGACCUGGUGAGAAAUCCCCACCAUUAAUCUAUGCUCUCAAAAUUGUUGACUUCAAUUUACCAGAUUUCACACUAGUUUCAUGCAUUAAUGAAAAUGCUGUCUACCUUCAACACCUGGUGCAUGAUCUAGCAUUACGGCUCAAGACCACUGCUGUAUGCACACAAAUGCGCUGCAUUCGCUAUGGACCUUGGACUCUGCAGCAUAGUUUGCUUCACAAGCAUUGGUGUCUAGAACAUAUUAUAGAUAAUAUAACCCAUAGCAAACCACUCUUUAAAGAUAUAAUACCCAAAUCAGCUAGUUUGUUUGCAUUAAAAGAUGAACAAUGUAAGGAAUUUUAGAAUUGGAAAUACAUCAGAUGAGACUGAUGAGUGUAAAUAUACUGUAUAAUAAUUUUCAGUAAAUAUGAAUAUUUCUUUUU